UUAUCAACGCUGAUUUGUGUGUUGUGUUGCAGUUGCCUACACGAGUCGGAGACUAUGCAACGUAUGGUGAUUUGGCCGCUACCAAUGACUCGAAGAGGAUACACUCUCGAUGACUGCUUGACAAAUUACUUGGCGGACGCGGACAUGAGCGACAGGGAGUGCUUUCGUUGUGGUAAUCGCGAAGCCGUCAUGAAGAGGACUGUCGUGUCGUGGCCCCGUGUCUUUGUGAUUUGUCUUCAACGCUUUUCCAACGGGGCGAAAGAUGAAGCGCCCAUUUGUUUUUCGGAAAUUUGGCAACCCCGCGAAAAGGACGUUGAGCCCGACCGCGAAUACAUUUUGCAAGCUGUUGUGACUCAUCUCGGCCAAACGAUUGAAUGUGGUCACUAUGUCUGCCAGUGUAGAGGCAGCGAUGGAGUCAUACGAAGUUUCAACGAUGAUCGCGUCACCAGCAAGCUAUGGGAUGAAUACGCUGCCGAGGCAUAUCUCCUUUUCUUUGUAGAGCAGUAGAUCGCUGUGCCCAAAUUUUUCUUUUUAAUUUUUAUCCAAAAUUAACUAUUUCCUUUAUACAAAUGUAACUAUAUAUAUUUAUUUAUAUAUAUAGAUCAAUGUAGGUAUAUGUAUAUGUAGUGGGCUUUUACCACGCAACACACUUGGUUGAAGAAGAAAAAAAAACUUGAAAACUCGCUUCGGUGGGGUUUCUCGUAGAGUGAUGCUCAUUUCGUUUACGGAACGUGUGGUUUUAUUUUGUUGUUUAAAAAACAACCUUUAUUUUUUUAAUCAUAGCAUCGCCAACGUUACUGGUGGUUGCGGUUAUUUUUUUUUA
Messenger RNA from Daphnia pulex (common water flea), 823 nucleotides. Its product is annotated as probable ubiquitin carboxyl-terminal hydrolase 16. Bases 55 to 507 code for a protein of 150 amino acids. Gene Ontology annotation, molecular function: cysteine-type deubiquitinase activity. Gene Ontology annotation, biological process: protein deubiquitination. Lineage: Eukaryota; Metazoa; Arthropoda; Branchiopoda; Diplostraca; Daphniidae. The record is from RefSeq and is a predicted model, not a curated record. The transcript is spliced from 3 exons.